Phlebotomus argentipes is the source of this 1861-nucleotide messenger RNA. RefSeq lists its product as uncharacterized. Bases 506 to 1573 code for a protein of 355 amino acids. The transcript has 9 exons. Gene Ontology annotation, cellular component: neuron projection membrane. The record is from RefSeq and is a predicted model, not a curated record. Lineage: Eukaryota; Metazoa; Arthropoda; Insecta; Diptera; Psychodidae. Gene Ontology annotation, biological process: synapse organization.
CCGAGAGGGUCUCACUCGCUUUCCCAAACAGAUAAUCUGGCAUCGUGCUUGAGUGAAUUGAGCAUCUUUAAGCCCUUAAAUCGAUUUACUAUCUGAAGCCAAAGUGUUUGUGUGAUUGAUUUGCGGGUGUGAAGAUCGGAUUACAGUGGAUUUGCAUUUGCGUGAGUGAGAAAAGAGUGGCGUGCAGAAGACGGACAAAUUGCCGAUGGAUUGUUCCUGGUAGUCUCAAUUGGAGGCGGUUUUUUUUUGCUCUUCUAAGAAGUCCUAAUUCUCUGUGAUCGCUUUUCCGCCGCCAGCUUCGGGUGGAUGUGGAAGACACUUCGUGACAAUGUGCAAGAAAGUGCGGUGAUAAAUUCACCACGACACACAAAUGAUAAAUACAAGUUGAUAAGAGCGGAAGCCAGCACAAGUCGCAAGCGCUGGGAAAAGUGAGGAGCAUUCCUUGAUCCCUGAGGAACGGCCCAGACCAACAGACACUCCACGCCACAUCCGAAACUUGUGAAUUAUGCAGGGAAAAGCUGCGGGUGUUAAGCAACUUCUCACGAUUUACGUGCAACUGUUGCAGAUAAUUGCCACAAUUACAUUUGGAUGCUUCGGAUCUUGCUACGGCUCGGCUCGCAGUGAUUACAGAUUAAUGGGGAGACACGGUAAAUAUUUGAUAUCGCCAAUGCCGACGGCGGCGCUUUCGGUGCCGGAGAGCAGCGAUCAGAAGCCGCCACGUCCGGACGACACCGGCGGCGGCCUGGAGGACUUGUCCGUGGUAAUUGAACACGACGACACCAACACUCUCGAGGAAUUCUUCAGACAGCCAAUGUCUUUCGGCACGGAGAAUCUCACCCUCAUCACCACCCAAGUGGGCGCCACCGCCCACAUUCCUUGCGUCGUGCACUUCAUCGGCGACGGAGUGGUCUCAUGGAUCCGAAGGAAGGACUACCACUUGCUGACGGUGGCACUCACGACAUACAGCAGCGACGAACGCUUCAGUGCCACCCAUCUCAAGACGUCAGAGGAUUGGACGCUGCAAAUUAAAUUCGUUCAACCGAGGGACGCCGGAACGUACGAGUGCCAAGUCUCGUCUACGCAUCCGCCCCAAUCGAUAUUCCUCCACCUGAAUGUCAUCGAAGCCCGGGCUGAAAUUAUUGGACCCUCAGUGAGGUAUUUGACCCCAGAUUCCACCCUAAGACUGAUUUGUAGGGUGCUGCAGAGCACGGAGACGUCGGAAUUUCUCUUCUGGUACCAGGAUGACCGGAUGAUCAAUUAUGAUACGGAUCGUGGUGUUAAUAUUUCAACAGAGUCGGACUACAACUACUCCGAGUUAACAAUCAUGCGAGCCACUAAGCAGCACUCGGGCAAUUACAGCUGUGUACCCAGCAAUGCUCAGCCCGCCAGCGUGAUGGUACAUAUCUUCAAAGGCGAUAAUCCAGCUGCCAUGCAUCAUGAUCAUGUGAACGGGUCUCCAUCGAAUCUACAAAUCACUCAAAAAUGGCCCAUUUGGGUAUCAACGAUGCUUGCGUCGUUAUUUAUUGCCAGGCACAAUUGGUCACAAAUGGAUGUUUUUCACACUACAAGUUGACUCGGGCUGCUGUAUGGUGUAAACACCAACUGGAAUUAAUAGAAUAUGCCCAGAAGAUGCGAAAUCCCACGCACAGCGUCUGGAUGGGUCUCGGCAUACAUAUAAAGAGAAUUUAGGUACCUUAUUAACACUGAUGUGUAAAUAUUUUUGUACAGUAACAUCACUUCAAGGGAUGGAGAAUACUGUGGAUAAAAUACAUAUAGCGAUUAUAUAGAUAUGAUGAAAAUAUUUCAUGUAUAUUUACGGGAGAGUCGAGAGAUAAUUAAAAGAGUGUGUAUAGGAAAAUAC